CAAAUCUAAGCAUCAUGAAGAAAAAAGUAACACGGAUAACAAUGAUACUUUAACGCAAAAAAUAACUGAAGUCAACGAAAAGUAUUCUACUUUAUUGGAUGAGUUGAAUACAGUAAAGAAAUCGGAGGAAAAUCUCAAGCUGAAAAAUCUUGAUUUGGAAGCAAAAUAUUUAGAAAUAUUGAAAAAUUAUGAAAAUACCAUAAAAACAAAUGAUGAACUAAAACUACAAAUGAAUGUUUUAACAAGGCAAGUAUCCAGCAUUUUAGCUAAAGAUCAAGCAAUCGAAAAUUAUAAAAAUAAACCAUUAUACGAUGUACGUGUGGAUAAGCUGCCCGAAUUUUUGAGUCACUGUUACCCAGAUCCAGCUCCCGUUGAUUGUAAAGCUGCCACUAAGUGCACGCAAAAGAGUGGUUACUACAAAAUAUCAUUGCCCGGUCAUAAGGAUAAACAAAUAAUGGUGUUCUGUGAUACACAGACCAAAGGUGGUGAUUGGAUGCAUAUUCUACGACGCCAGGAUGGUUCGGUAAACUUUACACGUCCUUGGUCGGAUUACGUGAAGGGCUUUGGCAAUGUAGAGCAUGAGUACUGGAUUGGUUUGGAGAAUUUACAUGCCCUUACCAACAACAAUGGCCGACAGCAGUUAUAUGUUCAUAUAGAGAACUUUGAAGGAGAGUCCAGUUUUGCUCUUUACGAUAAUUUUGUAGUAGGAAAUGCCACGGAAAUGUAUGAACUAAAAUCCUUGGGAAAAUACUAUGGCAUGGGUGAGGAUGAUAUGAGGUACAAUGUGGGUUCAAAAUUUAGCACAAUCGAUAAAGAUAACGAUGGUUGGCCAACGGGUAGUUGUGCGUUAGAACGUCAAGCCGGUUGGUGGUACACUUAUUGUACAUAUGUCCAACCCACUGGUCAGUAUUUGCAUGGCGAGUCGUCCCGCGAUGGUGUUUUAUGGAGAAGUUUUAAUGGACUUACCUAUUCUCAUAAAGUCAUGUAUCUAAUGAUUCGAAACUAAUCUAUCUUCUUCUAUCUCUAUAUAUAUAAAAAUG
Molecule: messenger RNA, 1040 nt
Organism: Calliphora vicina (urban bluebottle blowfly)
Lineage: Eukaryota; Metazoa; Arthropoda; Insecta; Diptera; Calliphoridae
Product: ryncolin-1-like
Exons: 4
Coding region: 230-1006 (258 amino acids)
Source: RefSeq, a predicted model, not a curated record